Messenger RNA from Nymphalis io (European peacock), 1886 nucleotides. It is a transcript of the gene Rexo5, whose product is annotated as RNA exonuclease 5. Gene Ontology annotation, cellular component: nucleus. The transcript is spliced from 2 exons. NCBI's taxonomy places the organism in Eukaryota, Metazoa, Arthropoda, Insecta, Lepidoptera, Nymphalidae. Gene Ontology annotation, molecular function: nucleic acid binding; exonuclease activity. The record is from RefSeq and is a predicted model, not a curated record. The coding region runs from base 102 to 1871 and encodes 589 amino acids.
UUUGAAGUUUAAGAGAAUUGCAAACAGCAAUGUGGUUUUAUAAAGUAUUUUAAGUUGUUAAUUUAAUUUUGUUAAUAACUUGUGUAUUGCUGUACGUGUAAAUGAUUGAUUAUACUAUUAUGAAUAUCCACAAUAUUUCCGGUGAACCAGCCAACAAAAAACGUAAAACGAAAAAUGGAUGUCAAAUUGAAACGGCAGAUGAUGAGAAAAAUAUGUCUUCAACCUCUGCUCAAAAGUGUGUCAAAAUUAGAAAGAGGCAUGUUCCUAGUUUUCGUUUGAAAGCUACUGGAGAAACUGCAGCAUUAAAAGUACCUGCUGAUAGUCGAAUACCAUUGCUGCUUACAGACAUACAACAUUUACUUUUACAUUCGUUAUUAGGAAACCUUAAUUUAACCCAGUCACCUCGUUGGUACGUGUUAGACAAAUGUGGUCAUAUAAGUAAAACAACUUGUCUCAUAAUUGAAGGAAUUUCUAUAAAGCAUUGGGAGAAAUAUAACGAUGUUAUGCUCAAAACUAGGAAAAUAUUUGAUAAUAGUAUUGUAGAAAUUCUAACACCAUCAAUUUACAGUGGAUCUUUAGUUAAAGAACUUGCAUUGGUACCUUUAUCUGAAACAGAGAAGGAAAGCAUUAUACAGCAAUAUGGCAGUAUGAACUUAGCUCUGGAAGUAAGAAAAGAUUUAAUGAUUAUGAUGAAAGCUGUUUUUCCUAUUGGAGAUGGAACACCUGAAGAUAUUGAAAUCACUAAUCUUGAUGAAAAAUUCCCGAGAACUCAACUUAUACUAUCGGCUUGGCAAUUAAUUGAAGAAAAUUAUCCAGUUCCUUUAAAAGGGAAGUUAAAAAAUGCAUAUGUAGAUUAUGUUAUGUCAAAAAAUGAAUAUAAGCCUGUUACAGCAAAAUCUCCUAUGUUUGGUAUAGACUGUGAAAUGUGCCUAACUGAUGCUGGCUCUGAGCUUACUCGUGUGUCUGUGGUUAAUGAGAAACAUGAGACUGUUUAUGAAUCAUUAGUAAAACCUUAUAAUAAUAUCACUGAUUACUUGACUAGGUAUUCUGGUAUUACAAAAUCAUUAUUACAAAAUGUUAGUAAAAGACUAGAAGAUGUUCAAAAAGAAUUAAGAGAGUUAUUACCUCCUGAUGCUAUUUUAGUGGGACAGUCUUUAAAUACAGAUUUACAUGCCUUGAAAAUGAUGCAUCCUUAUAUAAUAGAUACCAGUUUAAUUUAUAAUUUCACAGGAGAAAGAUACCGAAAACCAAAACUCAAAACUCUUGCUAGAGAAUUUCUUCAAGAAGACAUACAAAUAGGUAAUACAGGUCAUUGUUCUGUGGAAGAUUCCCUAGCUUCUUUAAAAUUGGUUCAGCUUAAGCUAAGCAAAAGCAUAGAGUUUGGAGAUGCAGUACACACUAAUAGGCAGAAAUAUAAAGAAAAUGCAAUCAAAAUGGCAACACAACCACACUAUGCUUUAUCAAUUUUUAAUCAUAUUAUUGAACAAAAGAAAACAUCUUUGGUUGUUGGUUGUGAUAAUAUUACCGGUGAUUAUCAUACAUUUUUAACUCAAGCCAAAGAAAGUCUUUGUACACAGCUUAAAAAAAACAAAUCGAAAAAGGUAAAACUGAAUACUGUUGAUGAAAUAGAAGAUGUUAUAUCAACAAUAGCAGAUGCAGAUGAUUAUAAUUUAGUAAUGGGUCAUUUAAAACUUGGUGACGAAGCUUGUGAUGACAUAAAAAAUGUACAUAAAGUAGAUGAAUGGGUAACAAGUGUUUGGAAUAGUCUCAUAGAAUCUGCUUUGUUUGUGGUUGUGUUUGGUGGUACAACUAAUGAAAAUGGUAUUGCUAUGAUAAAAGUAAAGGGUACUUCAAACAGAAGUAAUAAAUAAAUGAACAUCGUGAAA